This is a messenger RNA of Plasmodium fragile, 5754 nucleotides long. RefSeq lists its product as uncharacterized. The record is from RefSeq and is a predicted model, not a curated record. The transcript is spliced from 6 exons. NCBI's taxonomy places the organism in Eukaryota, Apicomplexa, Aconoidasida, Haemosporida, Plasmodiidae. Bases 1 to 5754 code for a protein of 1917 amino acids.
AUGAAGAAGACAAAUUUCAGUGAAAAAAUGAACUCCUUCUUGGAGGAUAAAAAAAAGAGGGAGGACAAUGUAUCCGCCCUUGAGGAAAAAAAAAAAAUUUUUUUUGAUAAAAGUAAUUUUACAGAACGGAGGAAUGACGAGUUGGCAAAAAAUUAUGAGCAGGUAAUUGCAGGGAGGCAGGUGACACACCAGACGGACAACAUUGCACAAGUCAUGAAAUGUGUAGAAGCCCAUGCGGAGCGCAGGAGUGGAGGAACGUUAGACGAGGAAAACGAAUCGAAUGAGCAGUACAACCAGGAGAAUGGGAGAGAGACACCACGGAAAGACACCAAGACGGGGUAUAACAACGCAACAGAUAUAGUGAACAUCGAAGGGAACUGCCACACUGAGCAAACAAUCAGCCAAGAAAGCUCAGGAUUGAAUGAGGGAUACACAAGCAAACACUCCUUACACAACGCUAUCAACAACCCAAUAGAAAAAAUGAAGAAGCUACGCAUAAAAAGCACACACAGAUAUUUGAACAAGGCAGAAGAUGAUUCUUAUAAAUUGAUAAAGGACUACCACAGAGAGGUCGACAACUGCAUGGAGGAAAUAAAAAGUGAAACUUUUUUAAAGGCGAAUUUGCUGAAGAGCGAAAUGGACAAAAUAUUGACCCAGGCGGAAAGACUCACAAAAGAAGCGCUUGACUUAAAGUGGGAUGGGAAUCCAUCACCAAGAGAAGAGAACUCACAAGGACAAAUGAAAAUUAACAACUUCUAUCUUACAUACUACACAACUUUGAUGGAGUUAAAAGUUCGUGAGAAGUUCAUCCCUUCAAGUGACAACGCAGUGGAUGGACCCCAAAUGAGCAGCACCCGCGUCAUAAAGGACUGCUCAGAAAAUACAAAAAAAUGUAUACUAAAUGAGAUCAAAAAAGAGGUAGAUAAAAAAAGAGAAGACAUGAAGGCGAAAUGGGAAUGUGUACAAAAUUUAUUUACCAAUUUGAAUGAAAAAAUUAAAAAUUUUAUUUGCCAUUUUGAGAGGAAACACGAAAAGGUAAUAAAAGGAAUGAGUGACAGUACUCAGUGUCUGGAAGCAAAAAUGAGGGAAAAAAUAUUCUUCAGCACAGAGGAAGCUUCCCAAAUUAUUAAUACCGAAAUGGAAAGGGGAAAACAAUUUUUUCUAGACUUUCUCACUCACUUUAAUGAUUACGUAACAAAGACAUAUAAUUAUGUGUACGAAAAAUAUCACCGAUGUGAAUAUAUUUUCCUCAGUGACAUGCUGCACCAGCAGAGCUAUCAAGACAUCUGUUGCGUGUACUCCACCAUUUCACAAAAUUACCUCAACAGUUUAUCCACGAACAAAAUUUUUAACCGCCUCAUUACCAUGUUCGAAGAUAAUUACAAUGCUGUGUACGCCAGAAGGGUUGGCCUCCCGUCUGACCAGUUCUUCAAUGGCUUCUUAUCCCCACAGCGGGGGGAGCUAACAGAGGGGGAAGCAGCGAAACACGACCAACGGCACUCCACCGAUAUCUACCAAAAUGCGAAUCAGCACUAUGAGGAGUACCUCAAAAGGUAUGAAGAGAUAAAGACAGAAAUGAUGCUAUACAGGGAGGCCAUGCUGCACACGUUGUUCCACUUGGGCAACUUCGCGGCUGCCGUCGGCGGGGGAACAGCAACGUCCACAACAACUACAACUGCGACAGCUGGGGGAAGGCAGCUGUGCAGGGAGGCCACAAAGAAGGCUGCGCAUAAUGUUUCCACAAAAACUCUCAAAAAGGCGCAGCGGGAUGGGAAGGAGAAAAAGGCAGACAGCAACCCAGUGGGAGACAACUUAGAGCCAAAACGGGAAUUACACGUAAAAGUAAAAAUGGAAAAUUACUCACAAGAGGAACCAAGUAUAGGCAAAAACCCAAAGGAAGGCAACCCCCUCCCUGAUGAGGUUAACCGAAUGGUAGAUGACCCAAGUGGAGUAACCCACGAAAAUGACAACCAAACUGACGAAAUAAUAAUCGCACAAAUUUUCAAAAACAAAAAUGUGUUCAAAAAAAUCACGAACAAAAUUUUGACGCAUUAUAACAUACUGAAUUUGAGAGACGAUUAUUUCCUACUCUCUUUUUUCUCCAUUUUGGAGACGUUAAAAAGUGAUAUACUGUUGAUGAGCUCCCACGUGGAAAGGAAAAUAAAUCAGUCUGUCCAACAGUGCAGUGAGAAGAACAGUAUGUUCCUCUACACCUUUGACACACUGUUGAGGGAGUAUAACUCCGUUGUGAAGAAAUGCCUGCAGUGCAAGGACCACUUGCUCAUGAAAAAGUUGCUGACCAUUAAGGACGAAGCGAAGAAAAAACUCCAAAGCCAUGUAAUACAAACGGAAGAGGAAUCUCGAACCAUUAAUGAGACUCUCUGCGCUCAGUCCCAACGUCUCUGGGGGGAUUUCUUGUUCGCCGCUUUGACCAAAGCCAAGGUGAUAAGCGCAGAGGGGGAGGAAGCGCUCUCUCUUCGUAGGGCUAACGAGCGAUGCGGCAUAAAUGAAACUGCAGGUGAGGGAAAACACACUGAUGAUAUAAAGGGAAAACAAAAAAUAAAAACCCAUGACAAUGAAAGGAACAUAAUCAGACAGCUAGUUGGGCCCAAACACACAUACACGUACGACGCAGAAAUGAUAUGGUACCACGCCUACACCACUUAUAAGAGUAACAUGAUGGGGCUGCUACAUCCUAGUAGGGACAUUGCAGCUGGUCUAGAAAGAAACGUCAAAAGGAAGGAGCGGACUGUUGGACAAACAGGAAAAAACGCCUCCAACGCUGCGAAGAAAAAAGAAAGCACAAUAAAGACAAACAUUGAGCAGAUUAGAAAAGAGUACAUUCAGCAGAGCGGGGAAGUGAAAGGAGGAGGAAACCACUUUGAUGAGGAGGAGGUUAAUCCAGACGGGACUCACUCUGUGGCGACAACGAAUGCACUACCUCAAGUGCCCAAAAUAUGUCCACCAGAUGAACUACUCUUCAAUGAGGACCUCCUAAAAGAGCUCUUCCAAAAUUUUACCUCCACCUACUACGAGCGCUUCAAAGAAAUUCUAUUCGAGCACCUGCUAAAGGCAAAAAUGAGAUCCGAAAAAGAAUGCACAAAAUGGUGCCAAAAAAUAGAGGCCCAUAUGUUCGAAGAGCAGAUCCAAAGAGAUGAAGAAAAAAUGAAAGAGCUAGCCAUCAAACUGGAAGAAAAAUUUAAAGCAAAUAAAAAAACGUUUGACAACGCUUCCAUAAAAUUGUCCCAACUGGUGAAGGAAUAUGAACACGUGAUAAAUGAAGAGUGGGAAGAUUACGAACACUUUAAAAAAAAUAUAUGUAUGAUGGAGAAAAUACUAGAACAAAACACAGACGACCACGAAUAUGAUAAGUUCACCAUUAGGUACAACCAACUCAUGGAAACAUUAAAAAUUAGCUUCAAAUCAAUUAGGGAAAAAUUAUUAUACGGUGAAAAAAAAUUAAAGGGAGAAAUUAAAAAAGUACAAACGUACUGCACCAUGCUCAUUAGGACUGGACAGACCAACGUAGACAUGGAUGAAAUUCAAACAUUUUUGCAUAAUUCAAAUAACCUUCUUCUUUCCAUUUGCCAGAAGAGACAAGAAAUCGAAAAUGUCUUCAACGCUAAUGAGUAUAUCUUUAACAAUAAAUUUAGGGCCAUCUCGUGUAGAAGCUCCAACAGGGGGGAAGGACAAUCUGGACCAGCAACACCUGCGCCAGACAGACAAAUGAUUGACUACCUAAUCACAAAGGAAGAAAUAAAAAAUAACCUCCUCAUUUUUUAUCUUCUAGUUUAUCAUAUCAGGGUGUGCAUUGGGCAAUCAACAGGACUAAGUGUGUCGGGGGUGCCAUAUCCUGAGGAGCGUAAGGCUAGACACCCAGCAUACACAUCUAAGGCCUCCCUGAAAAUGGAAAGGUCACCUAAAGACGCGCACAAUGGAAAAGGGGAAUCCAACCCGGCAAGCCCUUUUAACCUUGUGAGCCCUGUGAAUGGAGGGAACUUCUCCAAUGCGACCACCCCGCGAACCCACCAAAUAAUAAACCUCCAGGACAAAUUCACCCUCGUGCAAAACUGCAUAUAUGAAAUUGGGACAUUCCGAAAAAUAGAAAAAAGAUAUGAGUUGGACUUACCACGGAAGGAUUCCAUUGUGACAAAUUUUUUUCUCUCUCGCAUGAUAAGCCCGCACCUGCCCCACUUGGUGUUCUCCAAAGCUACCGGCAUGCAUGAGAGCCCAGAUGACUACCUCACCUUUGGCCUCGUUGAUAACGAGGCGAGACGCAAAGGAAAAGAAGCAGAACAAGAACAACAAAGAGGGGUGAAAGGGAUCGAGCAAAUGGGAAAGCAACCAGCCCCGGCGGGGUCUUCAUGCGAGACGGUUGCACCACAGAAGUGUGCCCCUAAACCCGACACUGGGGCAGAACACGAAACCUGCACGUCCGACACAAAAACGAACGUCAGAAGCACACAAAGAAUCACACACACUGGGAUGAAGAUAAAACAGAACAGCAAGAAAAGUGAAUCGAACAUCGUGAAAGAUAACCCCCCUGAUGCGUCCUCCUAUGCGGAGAAUGAAAUUAUACGAAAGGACUACCUCGAUGUGAAGUUCUUCCUCUACACAUGUGUGUACAUUAUCCACCUAAUAAGUAACGUAGUCCAAAAAACUCGUUCCAAAGAUUUCCCCAAGGAAAGACAACCAAAAUACCACCACUUCUUAUUCAUCUCAUACGACCUUUCACAUAUCAUAUAUAAGAACAAUAUAUUGGCGGACAAUGUAAAGAGCAAGAAAGCCGCUGUGACUGACCUAAUGGUGAACAAGAAGGCCAUGUCUUCUUUUGUAUUUUGUCCCGAUCAUGUGUCACGCAGAACGGAGCUCAUUCAUUUGUUUAAAUUUGAAAAGGAAACCGUGUCGGAACUGUUCGAGAGGACUUUUGCUCAACUUCGCGCUCUGCAUUCCGCCAGUGCAAACGACAUUCUUGUUGGGAAGAUACACAGCGAGUACGCGGAAGACAUAUAUACCCUGGCCACUUACCUGAAAGUCCUGUUAAAGAAAGCUGCUUACUUCACCUUCCGCUGCAUCUACAAGCGCCACGAAUCUAUGUGCACCGAACGAAUAAACACCAUGCAAAAAAAUUUGCUGAAAAAAUUUAAAGAAUUAAAUGAGGACCUCAAAGUUACAGAUACAGGGGAAGACACAGCUAGCCACGUCACAAAGAGGAAACAAGCCAUCAAGUCCCUAUUCCAUUCAUACGUUUCAGUGAUAAGAGGAAUGCUAACAAACCAUCUCAUGUACCUGCAUGACAAUCUGUGCAACAAUGUCAUUUUCUGUGUUCAUGUGUUAAGUCUCUUGCCCGCUGGUUCCUUCUCAAGUGGAGACACCCCACUCGGUAGAGACUCUCCCCCAGAGAAGGCAAGCACACAAGGGGCUGGAAACUUGGCCUUUUUAAAAAUUCACCACGUGGAUAUAUCUGCUGAAUACGACCUCAGCGACAUCGUCAAAAAGAUCGACAAGGCGUAUGGCGCCGCGGGCGAUCACAGCAAAGUGGACAGCGGCGCGAAGCAGAAGAAGGACGCGGAGAUAUUCUACCUACCCUACAACGAGGAAAACCUCUACAUUGCUAAAAAAUUGGAACAAAAAAUGAACAAGUACGGGGAAAGGCUUUACGCACACAUGGCAAAAGCAAUGGACGAAAAGAAAAAGGAAAUAAUCAAAAUAAUUUCCAACGAUGUGAAGGAGCACCGGAGGUACUACGAGUGA